Molecule: messenger RNA, 898 nt
Organism: Gossypium arboreum
Lineage: Eukaryota; Viridiplantae; Streptophyta; Magnoliopsida; Malvales; Malvaceae
Source: RefSeq, a predicted model, not a curated record
CUGAUUAAUGCAACCUCAGAUGCUUCAAUUGUUGAUUCGAGUAUUGAGCGAAAGGUUACACCUAUGGGUCUGUAUUGUGGGUCAACCCUACUACACUAGUACCAAUAGGCGGCAUAGAGGAAGAAGCACUACGCCUAGGAAUCAACAACACGAAAACUUUGUUAUUAAUGAUUCUUUCUUUAUCGGGAUCGGAACUAAGAGAAAUGGUUGGGACAACAAACAUCCAUCUUGUUCGUACUUUGGAUACCCAUAUAACCAUCGAAGAUUGUUGAAGUGACUAAUUCCUGGAAAUUAAGGAGCGUUGAGAACAAAGAAAUUGUUGGAGUUUACUUUUUUAUCUAGUACGAACACGCUUGAUGGUAAGAAAAGAUCUUUGCAAGAGGGUUGGCUAGAGAUUUCUUGUAAAAACAUUAGCCCCGCUCAGUUCAUAAUGACAAUAUUUCGACCUUUUUUUUAAUUCCAUGGAUUAUUCUCAUUAUGCACAUAAAGGAGGAGCCGUAUGAGGUGAAAAUCUCAUGUACGGUUUUGGAACGGAGAAUUUUUGAAUCGAAUGACGACCGUAACGGAUGUCGGCUCAAUCCGAAGGAAAUUAUGCGGAGGCCUUACAGAAUUAUUAUGAAGCUAUGCGACUAGAAAUUGAUCCCUAUGAUCGAAGUUAUAUACUAUAUAACAUAGGCCUUAUCCACACAAGUAAUGGAGAGCAUACAAAAGCUUUAGAAUAUUAUUUUCGAGCACUAGAACGAAACCCGUUCUUACCACAAGCUUUUAAUAAUAUGGCUGUGAUCUGUCAUUACGUGCGACUAUCUCCACUAUAGAAAUAAAAAAAGGAAAGAAAGAGCAAAUACGCUAGUAAAUAAAUACGCUAGUAAAUAAACACGCUAGUAAAUAAAAUACUAGA